GAAGCCUCUUCGGCCAGACCUCUUUCACCGGAAGCGGGCGCCCGUGUGGCCCCUUCCGUUUCCGCAGGGGUCAGUGGGCGGCGUCGCGGCUCCGUUUCCGCCUGCCUCUCUUGUCGGCUCCGGCCGGGCAUGGCGGCGGCGGCGGCGGCUGCAGCGGCGGCCCUCACACAGGGCCUGGAGCGCAUCCCGGACCAGACCGGCUACCUGGUCAUCUGCGACGGCGCCGUCCUGGCGUCGGCCGGCGACCUGGAGAAUGACGAGCGCACGGCGGGCGCGAUGGCGGAGCUGGUGAGCACGGCCUGCGCCUUCCGGCUGCCGCGCGGCCCGGAGCUGCCCUUCCGCCGCGUCUCGGUGGUCUUUGGGGAACACUCCCUGCUGGCGACCGUCUCCGGCCAGAAGCUCUUCGUGGUGAAGCGGCUCAACAGCGUCCCGGAGCCCGUGGUCGUCUGAGCGGCGGGGAGGAGGGCGCCGUCUGCUGCUUCGCCCCCCCCCCCCCCCCCCCCCCCCCCCCCCCGAAGCCUGAGGCGGAGCGGGACCCCCCCCUCCCCCCCCCCAACAAAAGCCGGAAGGAGACCCUCCCCUCACCUGCCGCCUCUCCUUCGGGCGGUUCCCUCCUGGGCCACCUCUGCCGUUUCUGCCCCUGCUUGGGCCGUGGUUCCCAUCCUCCACAAAUGCCUGGCAUUUGGUCGAAAGAUGCCAAAGCAUUUCCCUGCCUGAUCAUCCCGGGGAGAUGCUGCUUUGGUGGGAGUUGGCCUGUGGAGAAGCAUCCACCGAGCUUUUUAUAUGCCGUUCGCUGUUCCGAGGGGGAGCAAAGCAAACCAGUUUCCACAUUGUAUGCUUGCUAGCUGCUUUCGGCUGCCUGAAACCAGCGAAAGAUCUAGGCGACCGGUGGAGAUCCAGCAGUGAUUGUUAAAUCCGACCACGCCUUGAGAUCGGGUGAAUUCAUUGGAAGUAGAGGAAGAAAGAGGGAUGGUGCCAGAGGACAAACCAAGAGAUCCAUUAAGCGUGUUAUUUGCCGGCCAGCCAGUGCAGUUUAUUUGUAAGCACAUACAUACAGAGUUGGAGUUGCUUCUGAAUGAAUAAAAAAUAUAAAUAACAAAAAUUAAAUAAA
Messenger RNA from Pantherophis guttatus, 1111 nucleotides. RefSeq names its product late endosomal/lysosomal adaptor, MAPK and MTOR activator 4 (gene LAMTOR4). Gene Ontology annotation, cellular component: lysosome; Ragulator complex. Lineage: Eukaryota; Metazoa; Chordata; Lepidosauria; Squamata; Colubridae. Gene Ontology annotation, biological process: positive regulation of TOR signaling; cellular response to amino acid stimulus. Gene Ontology annotation, molecular function: guanyl-nucleotide exchange factor activity. The record is from RefSeq and is a predicted model, not a curated record.